Messenger RNA from Daucus carota subsp. sativus, 1314 nucleotides. RefSeq names its product protein MRG1. Bases 77 to 1048 code for a protein of 323 amino acids. The record is from RefSeq and is a predicted model, not a curated record. The transcript has 11 exons. Gene Ontology annotation, biological process: regulation of DNA-templated transcription; chromatin organization. Gene Ontology annotation, cellular component: histone acetyltransferase complex; nucleus. NCBI's taxonomy places the organism in Eukaryota, Viridiplantae, Streptophyta, Magnoliopsida, Apiales, Apiaceae.
UCAGAGUCACCUGUCAGCUGUUCUUCUUCACUCUUAAGAGAGAACAAAAGAAGAAAACGUUUUUGUUUUUGGGGUGAUGGGAGGGAGCUCCAAGGAUGACGAUUCAGCCACUGACAGUGACGAUUUCAAUGGAGACUUGCCGGAAUCUAGUUCCGGUCUUUUCCAAGAAGGCGAGAAAGUCCUCGCUUAUCACGGCCCUCGCAUCUACGAAGCCAAAGUGCAAAAAGCUGAACUACGGAAGAGUGAGUGGAGAUACUUCGUUCAUUAUCUUGGUUGGAAUAAAAAUUGGGAUGAAUGGGUAGGCAAGGACCGCCUAAUGAAAAAUACAGAAGAAAAUGUUCUGAAGCAGCAGGCUCUUGACAAAAAACAGGGUGCAGACAAGAAUCCGAAAUCAGCACGUGCAGGACACACAAAGCCAAAAGCCUCAACUGAUGCAAAAUUGGAAAAAGAAGAUUCACGAAAUACUGGCACAAAAGGGAAGAAGAGAAAGAGUGAUGUAGAAGUUGAGAAAGAAGAUGAUGGCCAAGUAGGAAAGCCCGUCAAGAUUCAGAUUCCCCUAACUCUAAAGAAGCUAUUAGUUGAUGAUUGGGAAUCCAUCACUCAGCAAGACAAGCUUGUUAAACUUCCUCGUUCCCCUAAUGUUGAUACUAUAAUUUCAAAGUACGUGGAAUACAACUCUUUAAAAGAUGGAAGUCAUGGAAUGACGACAGAUCAGUCCCAGGAGAUUAUGAAUGGCUUACUGUGUUACUUUAACAAAGUGCUGCCAGUUAUUCUUCUGUACAAGAAAGAACGCCAACAAUAUAUUGAGGCAGUUGUUGGCGAUGUCUCCCCAUCUGCUACAUAUGGUGCCGAGCAUCUGCUACGCCUCUUUGUUAAGUUGCCUGACUUGUUGGGAAAAAUCAAACUGGAAGAGGAUACACUUAUUCACUUGAAGCAGAAAUUGAACGACUUUCUCAAGUUUAUGCAGAGGAAUCAGAGUACAUUUUUCCUUUCUAUGUAUGAUGGAUCUAAAGCUUCUGAAGAAUGUGGUAAAGAGGAAGAUAACUGAAGGGCUCUGGUCCACCUUAUGUGUAACAUUAGUAGCUCUUGUCAGAUGGCAAAAGCUUGCGAUUAUUUCUCAACCAUACUGGCAUCUGAGAUAUUGUUUUUAGGAUCGUGCAAAACAGAAGCCAGUACGCUGUUGUAACUGUAACUUGUAACAGUAGUUCAAUCAUCUUCCCUAUACCUUUGGAGGAACUAAAUUUUCGGAAAAUGCCUUCAAUUAUUGAAUAAUCACAUUUUAGGGAACUAUAUUCACUCCUUUUUUAUUUUUCA